UUCCUCCUCCUGGCUCAGCCCCUCCCUGCCCGUUUUUAGCACGGCCCUGGCCGCAGGCUGACAGGAACUGCACGGAGCCAAGAUGGCGGCGGCCGACGGCGACGACUCGCUCUACCCCAUCGCGGUGCUCAUAGACGAGCUUCGCAACGAGGAUGUUCAGCUUCGCCUCAACAGCAUCAAGAAGCUGUCCACCAUUGCCUUGGCCCUCGGCGUCGAGAGGACCCGCAGCGAGCUCCUGCCCUUCCUUACAGACACCAUCUACGAUGAGGAUGAGGUUUUGGGUUUUGGAAUCAGGCUGGGUUCUUCCACUUAUUUGCUUGGAGGGGGGAGCUGUCCAGUGACCUUGUGUCGUGCCCCACAGCCACCCCUGGAGUCGCUGGCCACGGUGGAGGAGACGGUGGUGCGGGACAAGGCAGUGGAGUCCUUGCGGGCCAUCUCGCACGAGCACUCGCCCUCUGACCUGGAGGCCCACUUCGUGCCCCUCGUGAAGCGGCUGGCGGGCGGUGACUGGUUCACUUCCCGCACCUCGGCCUGCGGCCUCUUCUCCGUCUGCUACCCCCGCGUGUCCAGUGCCGUCAAGGCGGAACUUCGACAGUACUUCCGGAACCUGUGCUCAGAUGACACCCCCAUGGUGCGGCGGGCCGCAGCCUCCAAGCUGGGGGAGUUUGCCAAGGUGCUGGAGCUGGACAAUGUCAAGAGCGAGAUCAUCCCCAUGUUCUCCAACCUGGCGUCUGACGAGCAGGACUCGGUGCGGCUGCUGGCGGUGGAGGCGUGUGUGAACAUCGCCCAACUCCUGCCCCAGGAGGACCUGGAGGCCCUGGUGAUGCCCACCCUGCGCCAGGCUGCUGAGGACAAGUCCUGGCGUGUGCGAUACAUGGUGGCCGACAAGUUCACAGAGCUCCAGAAAGCAGUGGGGCCUGAGAUCACCAAGACGGACCUGGUUCCUGCCUUCCAGAACCUGAUGAAAGACUGUGAGGCCGAGGUGAGGGCCGCAGCCUCCCACAAGGUCAAAGAAUUCUGUGAAAACCUCUCAGCUGACUGUCGAGAGAAUGUGAUCAUGACCCAGAUUUUGCCCUGCAUCAAGGAGCUGGUGUCAGACGCCAACCAGCAUGUCAAGUCGGCCCUGGCCUCCGUCAUCAUGGGCCUCUCUCCCAUCCUGGGCAAAGACAACACCAUCGAGCACCUGCUGCCCCUCUUCCUGGCUCAGCUGAAAGAUGAGUGCCCGGAGGUGCGGCUGAACAUCAUCUCCAAUCUGGACUGUGUCAACGAGGUGAUCGGCAUCCGGCAGCUGUCCCAGUCCCUGCUCCCUGCCAUCGUGGAGCUGGCUGAGGAUGCCAAGUGGCGGGUGCGGCUGGCCAUCAUCGAGUACAUGCCUCUGCUGGCUGGACAGCUGGGGGUGGAGUUCUUUGAUGAGAAACUCAACUCCUUGUGCAUGGCCUGGCUGGUGGAUCAUGUCUACGCCAUCCGUGAGGCGGCCACCAGCAACCUGAAGAAGCUGGUGGAGAAGUUUGGGAAGGACUGGGCCCAUGCCACCAUCAUCCCCAAGGUCUUGGCCAUGUCCGGCGACCCCAACUACCUGCACCGCAUGACUACUCUCUUCUGCAUCAAUGUGCUGUCUGAGGUCUGUGGGCAGGACAUCACCACCAAGCACAUGCUGCCCACAGUGCUGCGCAUGGCUGGGGACCCUGUUGCCAACGUCCGCUUCAACGUGGCCAAAUCCCUACAGAAGAUAGGGCCUAUCCUGGACAACAGCACCCUGCAGAGCGAAGUCAAGCCCAUCCUAGAGAAGCUGACCCAGGACCAGGACGUGGACGUCAAGUACUUUGCCCAGGAGGCUCUGACUGUCCUGUCUCUCGCCUGAUGCUGGAAGAGGAGCCAACGCCGGCCUCUGGUGUCUGCCCUUCCCCCACAAAGCCCCUCCCUCGGGGAGACGGUGGGGGGCCUUUGGUUGUCACUCCCUGUGCAUGGUCUGAUCCCAGGCCCCUUCCCCCAGCACGGUUCCUCUUCUCCCAGCCUGGGAAUCUGACUUCUCACCGUCCACCUCUCAGGGGCUGGGGGGACACAAGGUGGGACAGGGCAGUGACCCUGGGAGGGAGGGGCCGCUCCCGCCUGCGCUGGGGGAGAGAUUCCGAGCACCCCAGGUUGCUGGCUCCUGCGCUGUAAUGGGGACCCCUCCCCCAUCUACUUCACCCCCUGUCCCUUCCCCUCUGUGGUUUUUUUGUGUCAACUGUGCCGUUUUUAUUUUAUUCCUUUUUUCCCCUUUUCACAGAGAAAUAAAGGUCUAGAAGUAGCUGGUC
Messenger RNA from Vicugna pacos (alpaca), 2297 nucleotides. The record is from RefSeq and is a predicted model, not a curated record. NCBI's taxonomy places the organism in Eukaryota, Metazoa, Chordata, Mammalia, Artiodactyla, Camelidae.